UCAUCAGCAGAAAAAAAGACGUCUUGGCCGCUUGCCCAACUUGGCUCAUUGUAAUCGAGGCAUGAGCGUGGACUCCAGGCAGCCCUCUCUGCCGCCUCGGCUGCCUUGCUCCUGGACUCAGCCCAGCUCUCACCGCUGACAUGGAAAGACCCACCACCAGUGACAUGAUGCCCAAGAGGGAUAACGAGAGGGACGUGGAGCUGGACAAGAAGAUCCAGGCUCUCCGCAGGAAGAAUGAAGCACUCAUGAAGAGGUACAAGGAGGUGGAGGAGGACAAGAAAAGGGCAGAGGAGGAAGGAAUGGCACUGCAGAGCCGCAAGGGAAAAGCCGAUGACCUUACCAUCACAAUCAGCAAGUCCACCAGUGACAGCCGUGUGGUGGUGACGAAGCCAUUCAGCAGCGGUUCGCCAGCUGGGAAAGUAGAACAGGAGGCUGGGCCCGUCAGAGUCGGAGAGGGCCCGUCACAGGGCGCCGGACGUGGUCACAGGAAGCAGUUAACGGUCACCAUGGAAGGCAAAAAGGGUAAGAGGGUGGUGAGCGAGAAGCCAGAGAGGAGGCUGGGCUCCGCAGAUGUCAAGAGCCCUACAGAUGACGGACAGGCGAGGCGUGUGGAGUCAGCUGGGAGGGGAAAGCAUCCCCCUCACACGACCAAGAGAAACACAGCAGCAGCAGCAGCACAGGGUGACGAGGUGAAACAGGGCCAGAGGGACACGGAGGAGCACCACAGGCUUCCGGAGCAAAGCACGGAGCCCGAGAGCCCACAUGGCUCCACUGACCUCGACAUCCCAACACUGAGAGAGGAGCAGCAGGAGUAUCUGAAGUGGAAGAGAGAGCGCGAGCAGAUUGACAAAGAGAGAGUGGCACGUCAUAAAAAUGCAAAGGGCCAGUGGAGGAGGGCGUGGGACAUGGACAAAUCUGAGAGCAUGUUUUCAGACAAAUCCCUGCCUGAUAGAGACUGGGGUCAUUGUAGCAGAGCUCAGCGAAAUACUAGGAGAGGACAACCCAAGGCAAACAUGGACCCAAGAGGUUUUGAGAAGCGAGGAAAAGACAAGGGAGCUAAAAAUGUGCGAGUGAUGAGCAGUAAGGCAAAAGGCAAGGACCGUCUGACGGGGAGGGCCAGGAGGUGGCAGGCAGGUGAGGAGGGAGAUGACCUACAGAUCUCCGAUACAACACUGGAGGAAUUCUUGGAGGAACUGGACGCUCUCACGGAUGCCGAAGCAGAAGAACUGAAAGCUCAGGAUGCGAAAGCGAAGCAGUCGCCCAGUGCAGACAUGCUGAGUACAUCUGAGGAAGUGAGUGGCUCCACAGCUCCUGGCACCGUGAGCGAGGACACCUCCACUCUGGAGUGGCAGGAGGCCUCGUCUCCUCGCAGCUCAGAGAAGAAAGUGCGUUUCUCAGAGGAGCUUGUUCAGGGAGCUCACAUGAGGCAAUCUGCAGGCUCUCAGGACUCAGAAUCAAGGAGUCAGAGCUCCUUAAAAGCUCCCUCACCUGUAAAGAACAAAGUGCAAGGGCCACAACAAGUGUUUGACAGCACCAGACAGGAUGACGGUACUCCUCAGGAUCAGGGAGGUGGUCCAUCUGCUGCUCCUGUUUCCCCACAGCAGGCGCCUGAAAGUGAAUGUAUGAAAAAAGACAGUGACCCCCCCGCAGCUCACACCUCCUCCCCUCCUGCUGAAAAAGCCAGUGCCUCUCCACGGGAGUUUCCUGUCCAGCCUGUAGAGCUCGCCAAGUGCAAUAUCAGCAACGCAAACACAGAGGAGUUAAUAGACUCCGGUCUGUCUGUGCUGAGUCUGGAGUCAGGAGAAACGCACCCGACACACUGUACCAGCAGUGACAAGGCAAGAGAGCACGGGAAGAUUGUUUGACUGACAUUUAUUUGGGACGGACUCACUGAAACCAAAGCGACAGCAGCAGCAGCAGCACAGGGCCGUGCCAACUUUCAUCCGGACGCUUCAUGUCGCUUCAGGUAGCUCUUUUCAGAUGUCGGAAGUUUUUAACGCUUACGCAAAAAAAAUCCACGGUUUCAAGUCACCAAACGUCACCCACACCUUAGGAGAGCCUUGUCCCGGCUUAAAUACGUUUAGACCCAAGCACUUUAUGCGUACUGACACUGACACAAUAAACGGGAUUAUAUUAGUAUGCUGUUUAAGUGCAAUAUCACUGAAUGUUUACACGUGUUAGGGCGAUUUCAAAGGAACAUAUCAGGAGGAGGCUAAUCUAACUUCAGUCAGUUUUAUCUAUAGUGCCUGAUUUCUGCCUUACCGUUAUUUUUUAAAUAAUGAAAUAAAUUCCAUGUUAUGGAAUAUAAGGUGAUACCGUAGCGACAGAGCUUUGUUAUAGAGUAGAGUCUGUGUUUUUAACGCUCACGUCUGUCAGUAGGAAGUAUUUGACGCUUCUGCUCCCAGCAUCAGUCAGUGUCCCCUUUCUAAGUAGAAAUCAAUACUUUAUCGAAGGGCACGUUUGAGAUUUACUGUCUUAUCGACCGCCGAAGGAAGACCGCGUGUGCGUUCCUCAAAAAAAUAUGACCCACAGUGUCCUUGGGAAAGGGAAACGGAGGCUGCUGUGUUCAUUCACCGAGCACAGUUUUCUCUUUGUGUUUCGUUUGACACUGUGCCUCUGUAGGAGCUUUGUCAAUUCUGAGAAAAGUAACCCCCAAUUAUGUCCUCUACUGUAUCUCACUUUUGAGAUUUCAAGCCUGUUGAUUACAAGUCAUCUUUACAAAGACAUGCUGUUUAAAUUGCCAUUAUGGGAAUUUUAGUGUUAGUGUUAGUUUUAGCAAAUUUAGACUGUUCUGUCUUUCCAAACGUCCCCCGGGAUAAUAUAAGUGCAGGUCUAAACUGGUAAAUCAAAUCUUAUUCUAAUGCUCUAUUAAUAACCUAAUCUUAAUUACUGUCUGUCUCUCGUUAGGUGAUCAAUAACGCAGUAAAUCUCAAACUUGCCCCGGCGACACAUUGCUAUUGUGUUUUCUUUGCAGCUGAAUCCCAGUUUUAACGUUUUUUUUAACGUGUAGUUUUUAUCAAGGCCGCGAUAUCAAAACAACUUGCGAGUUUAAUAAUAGUUUGGUCGUGUGUUGGAACAGACUUUUAUUUUCGUUUCUCUUCCCUGUGGGACAAACGGACUUGUUUUGCAGAACAUGCAUCAUCUCAUCCAUUUCCUGCAGGAUUUUUGUCCCUGAGUCAUUGAGGCUGGGAUUCAGCUGGAAGUGGCUCUCAAAGCCUAGUUUUAUCACAUUUGUUCUCUUCUCUCGUGACAAUGAAACGCAACUAAUCUUUGAAAAGGAAUCAAGUCUGCUGGUGUGCCUUGUACUCUGGCCUCUUCAAUACUGAAGGUCUGCCUUUAUUGGACAUUUUUGUAGUGUUAAAUGCACUGAACUAACAGUGCAGCAUCAGUAUUGUUAUUUAUUUGCCUGUCUGUCGGACAGGCGGAAUGUUACCUAGAAACGAUUUUGCAAAUCUAGACCUGUAUGUGUAUGUUUUCCAUGUUUUCUGUAUCUGAUAUGAAUGGAUUUGUUUUUAUUUAUUGCCAGUGGACUACUGUAUUUUUGGUAUCAAUGACAACUAUAACAAAAGAGAGUUUUGGCUUUUCUGAGCGCUACAGUAUAGUAAACAGUUAUGUAACAACAUAGUGAACAUGCUUUGAGCUGCGAGGCCCUGCCAAACUCGGCUAUGGUUACGUAAAAAAUACAAACAAUAUCUGGUAGAAACACACUGGGAAAAUGAAGACACCGGUCCAAACAUGCUGUCCGUGAGACAUAUUCUGUAUUAUAUAUGGAAUUUGAAUCAUUUGUGUAAAAAAUGGGUCAUAAAUGACUAAAAAAUGAAAGAGAUUCCCCAAGGGAUUCAAUGUAGUGAAAUCAUGUUAAUACAGACAAACCUUUGUGCACUUUGUGAAGCACUUUCAGACGUCUGCGUUAUGUCCACUGCUCUCCUCCAUGUUUCCACAUACACUUAUAACUUAAUAACGUGUGCAACGUAGCUUCAUUUACUCGAGAGGUAUUUGGAGAGAAAGAAGGAGGCAUAAAGAGAACAUCAAUAAAGUUUUUUUUCCUGUAUUUUAAAUUCUCCAA
Solea solea (common sole) is the source of this 4066-nucleotide messenger RNA. RefSeq names its product coiled-coil domain-containing protein 9B. The transcript has 15 exons. The coding region runs from base 141 to 1865 and encodes 574 amino acids. The record is from RefSeq and is a predicted model, not a curated record. Lineage: Eukaryota; Metazoa; Chordata; Actinopteri; Pleuronectiformes; Soleidae.